This is a messenger RNA of Diversispora eburnea, 1263 nucleotides long. NCBI's taxonomy places the organism in Eukaryota, Fungi, Glomeromycota, Glomeromycetes, Diversisporales, Diversisporaceae. The record is from the annotation of a GenBank genome assembly.
AUGGGACAAACAUUAUCUGAACCAGUAAGAGAAAAACACUCAGCUGUUGGUCAUGAUGAACGUCUUUUAUAUGCUUCCUCAGCUAUGCAAGGUUGGCGUAUUAGUAUGGAAGAUGCGCACACUACUUUAUUACAAGUUUUAGAUAAAAAAGGAUUUAGCUUUUUUGGUGUUUAUGACGGGCAUGGCGGCCAAAAUGUUGCUAAAUAUAGUGGUGACCAUCUUCACGGUUGUAUCGUUGAAGACCCCGACUUUGGUAAAAAUCUUGAAUUAGCUAUAAAAAAUGGUUUUCUAAGGAUUGAUGAUAAAUUAAGACAAGAUCCUCAAUUUCAAAAUGAUCCUUCCGGAUGUACCGCAGUUACAGCUGUUAUAACUCCAACUGUUCCUAUGUCAAAUGAUCAUAAACCUGUUAAUAAAGCUGGUGGUUUCGUUGAAUUUGGGAGAGUUAAUGGUAACUUGGCAUUAUCUCGUGCGAUAGGUGAUUUUGAAUUUAAACAGAAUAACAAUUUCAGUGCACAAGAUCAAAUCGUGACAGCAUUUCCUGAUGUUAAAAAAGAAUGGAUCGACGAAAAAACUGAAUUUUUAGUAUUGGCUUGUGACGUAAUUAGUUUCAUUCGUGACAACAUUUCGAAGACUUUAUCCAUCCGAAGUGCUUGCGAAGAAUUAAUGGAACGUUGCUUAGCUAAAGAUAGUGAAGUUGGAGGCAUAGGAUGUGAUAAUAUGACAGUAGUUAUUGUCGCAUUUCUUAAUGGAAAAACUGUAGAUCAAUGGUAUUCUUGGAUGCAAUCAAGAUAUGAAAAUGUUGGUCCUAAAUAUCCUUUGGAUGAUAUUAAACCACAAAAAAAUGAUGAAUAUCUCGAUGUGAAGGAUGAUGAUAUAGAAGAUUUUGGAAUUAAUACUGAUCCUUCAAAUGAUGAUUAUACUGAUGCAGAUCUUGAGAAUCAAAAUUCUUUAACCAUUGAUGAUCUUCCAUCACGACUUCAUAGAGAGAAUAGUAUAGACAGUAUGGAUAGUAUGGAUACUGCCAGUUCUGAUGAAUUUCCAACUCAUACAGAAAAAGAAAUUCCAUAUUUUAAUAAUUCAAUAGAUAACAAGAAAGAAAAGAAAAAUGGGAAUGCCUCCACUUCUGAAGAUGUCAAAAAAACACCAUUGAGUCGUGCAGCUUGUAGCGGAAAUCGGUGGUUCAGGUGGUGGGAAAACUUAACUACACGAAAAAAUGAAAAAAAAGGCCCUUGCGAAGACGGUAGAACCGAGAAAAAAAAAUGA